This is a messenger RNA of Closterium sp. NIES-67, 2948 nucleotides long. Lineage: Eukaryota; Viridiplantae; Streptophyta; Zygnematophyceae; Desmidiales; Closteriaceae. The record is from the annotation of a GenBank genome assembly.
GAAAGCGUUAGAAAGGUCAAGUUGGAGCAGGAGGGCAGACGGGGAUUCCGUGGCGAAAGCUCUCGCGCCAUGGAUUAUCGCCUCGCCGCCGGCCCUUACCGCCACCCCGAACUGCAGUGGGAGGAAGUGGCUUUGGGCGGGCUCGUUCAUGGCGGCGAGGCCCGCUUUCGCCACUAGGCGGUGGAGGCAUUCGCCCACUGCUAUUGGGCGGGUGCCCCCCUCUGGCUUCGGGAACGCUAGCAGGCGGCUAGCUGUGAGGAGCCCGGCUACCUCUGGAGUGGUGGAUCCUUUUAGGAGGAUUUGUGCUACCCCGUGCAGUUUGCUGGCGACUGAGGCGUUCGCGAGGGCUGCGUCGCGAAGGUGUUCGAAGCACAUGCCCGACGGUCCCGCGCCAACUCCGUUUUCGCUGCGGCUAAGUAACCGAACGAAAUUGGCCAGCGAGAUGGAGGGGAGUCGCUCAGACUCGUCGAGGGCAGGCCAGUCAAGGGACUCAGUCAGAGGGGGGGGGUGUUUGGAGGUCAGUGCGGCGAGGACCUCCGGCGUUGACUCGCUGACCGGGGUCGAGUCCAGUGCCAGGAGGGCACGCCUGAGGCUGCCACGACGGACGAGGCCCUCGGCGCGGGAUAUUUUGCCAAGGGUGUCUCCUGAGUGUCGUGGUACAGGUGGGUUGUGUAUCGCGUCAGCUGCUGCCAGGUACAGCGAUUCCCAUUCGCCGGUCAGGAACUGCUGCAGCCUCCGCUCUAUCGCUGGCCAAUCUGGGUGGCGCGGCGAAUUGAGGCGAAGGGUGAGUCGGGGUGUGAAGAGUAACAGGCGCCAGCCCGCGAGGCUAGAAGGGUUUUUGCGAUGUGGAGCAGAGGUGUCAGGAGCGCCAGGGCGAAAAGCUGGCGUAGUUUGGGGGGGAUUCGACGGGAAAGUGGGGGCUGGCGACUGUCGCAAAGCCGUCCGAUGUCCCAAUUUGCGAUCCCCGUGAAAAGGGGUUCAUUAUUCGCCAGGUCUUCUGGCGAGAAUUGGCGGGGAGGGAGGUUGGGUUGUACCUCGUUGUCCCGAUAAUUUCGCAUACGCGGUGCCCGCUGUUCCCUUUGAUUCCGCCCCGCCUGCCUUUGUCUUCGAUCAGGUCCUUCGCCCCCGUCAUCCUCAGCUGAGUCCUCCGUGCUAGUCUCUUCCCGUGCCUCCUGCCUAUAAGUAGCAUCCGCACGUUCCUCAGCAGCAUUCGUGUUUUCAGCUGCCUCUUCUCUUAAAGCCCUCCCCACAGCCCGUUGGAAGCCAUUCAGUGGUCCGCCGUUAGCCAUCAGGCUAGGCGAGCGUCCGCGCCCCCUGCCGCCGCGUCCUCUCCGCGAGCCGCUGCCCCGUGCAGCUGAGCGUGGAGUAGGCGGGCGUUCGCCCCGCUGCCUCGCCGUGCCGGUUCUGGGGGUCAUCAGCGAGUCGAAUGGCCUUCCGUGCCGGCCGCGCUCGCAGGGAGCGCUCUGUUGACCGUGAGAGUUCGGGGGAAAACGUCCUCCCCCGAGGUCGGUCGAGCUCCCCCCCUCAGUCGGACCGGCGGUGGGCACGCGGGCUCCCAGCGCCGUCGACGAGCGCGCCAGCGUCCCCUGGUCGGAUGCGAGCGGCGACGCCGCCUCGGCUGGAGGGGCGGGCUGUGGUGGCGGGCGCCGAGGUCCGCCAAAGUCCACCUGCUGCGUUGUCGCCGCUUGCUGUGUCACGUGCGGCGGGCCCUCGCCCCCCCCCUGUGCUGCCGUCUCGGCCCCUUCCGCAACAGCAGCGUGCGCCAAACGGCCCCUCGGGGCGAGCUGGCACACGUCGGGGGCGAAGGGGGUGCGCUCUGGAGAGGCGGCUGGCGCGGACUGCCGCAACGCUGGAGGGGAUACUCGAGCGGGCUGGCGCUGGGCUGCUCCCUUCGCCCCCGCAGCAGGAGCCCCCUCAGCAGCCCCCCUGUCAUACGCAGCCUCCAUUUCCUCCCCGAGAUCGUCCACCGACCCUCCCCGACCAGCCGGCUCAUGUUGGGUUGAUUCCCUCUCAGCUGCGGCCCGUGCAACCCUGUCCCGCGAUAGCGCGUGGAAGUGAGUGGUCGAGCCUGCAAAUCCCGCCGCCACCUCCGACGGCUCUGCACCCAUCCGCGCUGGCGCCUCCGCGACAGCAUGUGCCGCCUGGGGGCCCGUAUACUGUCCAGCACCCCGCCGCGCACCCGCAGCCCUCGCACGCGCCGGUCCACUUCCCCCCCGGGUACUACGACUUGCACCAUCAGUCCCUGCCAGCGCCCCAGAGAGGCAGCCCCGCGUUAUCCGCCGAUACUCUCCCGGAGUGGCGACCCCCCUCGUCCUGGGCUGGGGCGGCGGAGUGGUCCAAUCCCCAGGUGGGGCUCUACCGCGGAGGGGGUGUGGUCGGUCCCCCGCUGACGGCGGGACCGCUGACGGCGGCUCCUGCGGGGAUAACGGUCCCAGCCGCCACACUUCGUCGCCUUGGGCAUGCUCGGAGGGGGACCGAGAUACUGUUGACGAUUCUGGCGUCGGCGAGCUCCGCGCUGGGGAGCUCAGGGGGCCGGUCAAUGGCCCCGUACUUCCCCCUUCAGGGCUGCAUGGAAGCAGCCAUAGAUCUUGCUGUGGAGGCCGCACGCGCGCGGCCCGGGCCCGCCCGGGGAACAGGCACGGACCCGCACCUUCUCGCCGCUCUCCGCCAGGUGUCGGCGAGCAUAGACUCGGCGUCAGCUGCAGGGCUUGUAGCUGGCGCCGUGUCCACGCUGCAGGUCCUGUUGUCGUACCAGGCCGAAUUGCUGGAGGAGGCCGGGCUGGCGGCUGUCGCGGAUUAGCAGAGCGGCGGGAGUAGGUGCGGCCGGGCGGUGAGUCCUGCAGUCUGAGCGCCCCCGCACGGCGUAUCAGGUGCUCCAUGGGUGCUUGUGUAUGCCUAGGCUAGGCCCCGCGGGCGAAUGCUGUCCACUACCUAUGAGUCCUAUAUUG